Molecule: messenger RNA, 1495 nt
Organism: Mucor mucedo
Lineage: Eukaryota; Fungi; Mucoromycota; Mucoromycetes; Mucorales; Mucoraceae
Product: cyclin-domain-containing protein
Exons: 2
Coding region: 101-1141 (346 amino acids)
Biological process (GO): regulation of cyclin-dependent protein serine/threonine kinase activity
Cellular component (GO): cyclin-dependent protein kinase holoenzyme complex; nucleus
Molecular function (GO): protein kinase binding; cyclin-dependent protein serine/threonine kinase regulator activity
Source: RefSeq, a predicted model, not a curated record
UAAAACAACAAACAAUUUUCUUUUUUUUUUCCUCUCCUUUUUUCUUUUUUUUUUUUUUUUCUUUUUCCUCUCUCUUACUUUUUCUUUUUUAUAUUAGCCAAUGACAUCCCUUUUAGCUAUUCAAUAUGCAACACUCCCAGCAGAACGAAAUAUUUUAACAGUGAAAAAGAGUAACAAUCGAUUAGCUUAUGUGGAUGCACUUGUUGAUGCCAACGCCCUAGUGAUUGAGAGUAUUUGGAAGAUCCCAAAGAUGAAUACGAGUUCUGUGGUGCCUUUACGCACAUUUAUCCAAGAAGUCUUGAAGAGAAGCAGAACAACCUACUCGACGUUACAGACGGCAUUAUUUUAUUUAUUUCGUUCAAGACCUGAAAUUAAAUUACAUAUCGAAAGAAUGCAACAACAACAGUCCAAGUGGGAUGCAUAUGUUAGCUGUGGAAGACGCAUGUUCUUGGCUUCCCUUGUUGUAGCUUCCAAAUUCGUCCAGGAUAAAACCUAUCGUAAUUCAGCUUGGGCAAAAAUAGCAGGUUUACCAGUAUCUGAAAUCAAUGCAGCUGAACGUAUCUUUUUAAAUAUAAUUGAUUAUCGUCUUUAUAUUUCGCAACCGACAUUUGAGAAAUGGCAUCACUUGUUGCAUUUACAUGUGGAAGCAAAGACACUAAAUCAACCCAACAAUCUACAAGACUUUAGUAAUCUUGCUUUUGCCCCCGUACAAUUACAAGAAAAGCAUUCUUAUUCACCUACACACAGUAUCAACAAUAGUCCAGUUACACCCACAUGCUCUCCUCCUCACCCUAAGCAUCAUCCCCCUCGUUGGACACUUGUGCUCUCACCUACCAACUUUUUACCUCCUCCCGUGAACGAAAAGAACAAUCGAAAGCGACCUUAUUGCUAUAAUUAUCCUUUACCUGUUCUCUCCAUGUCACUGCCUAGUUCGAUUAAUUCAUCGCCAAUGCAGACACCUACACAAAUAUCACCUGUACGAAUGAAUGGUCAGUCCGUCUUUCACUGGUCUCCCAUGAACAAUAACAACAAUAACAAUAAUUAUAGCAACAAAAAGAGAAAGCUCACAUUAGACUCCAACACCACUCGUUCUUAUAAUAUCAGUCAUGUUAGACAACAAUCCAAAAGAUUUCACCCAUAAUUAUUAUCCCUUUUAUCCAUACUCUCCUCAACCAGUCCUCUCCUUUUGACAGCAAAAAAAAAAAAAAAAAAGACCCCCUCUUCGCGGCAAACAACAACUCUCCUUUUUUAUUAUGAGCAUUAUUAUAACCAUUUCCAUUCUUUGUUCAUCCUUUUUAUUCUUAUAUCUAUCCCCCACACACACCAAUUUAUUAUUUAUCUAUGACUUAUUGUUAUGCCUCUGUUCUUUAUUCUCUUUUUUUUUUUCUUUUUUUUUUUUGCCUUUUAUACAUAUAUAUCCCCACACACACACACACACACACACAUCAAAUUUUUUUUUUUUAUCUUUUUUUUUUAUUUUUAUUUUUUACCAAAA